Molecule: messenger RNA, 3287 nt
Organism: Centropristis striata (black sea bass)
Lineage: Eukaryota; Metazoa; Chordata; Actinopteri; Perciformes; Serranidae
Product: WD repeat, SAM and U-box domain-containing protein 1-like
Exons: 11
Coding region: 1-1443 (480 amino acids)
Biological process (GO): protein ubiquitination
Molecular function (GO): ubiquitin-protein transferase activity; protein binding
Source: RefSeq, a predicted model, not a curated record
AUGGUGUCACUACUUUGUACUCUCGGCCAGCACACAGACGAGGUCAGCUGCUGUGCUUUCUCUCCGUCCCUCCUCGCCACCGGCUCCGGGGAUAAGAGCCUCCGGGUUUACAGCGCGGCUGACUUCUCGGAGCUCCCCUUCUCGCCUCUCUCGGGCCACGGCUACGGGGUCCACUGCUGCUGCUUCAGCUCAUGUGGCCGCUUCCUGGUCAGCUGCUCCACGGACGGAUCCACCAUCGUGUGGAGCUCGGAGACAGGUGAGGUGACCGCGGUGCUGCAGCAUCCGGCCCGCAGCCCGCUCCGAGUGUGCGCGGUGGCUCCGGACUCCUCCCUGGUGCUGGCAGGGGCCUGCGAUGGCACCGUGGCCCUCUGGGACUUCCCCUCCAAGACACUACGCAGAUGCAGUGCAGUGAGCGAGGCCAGUGUUGUGGCCUGCUGCUUCUCUCCCUGUGGCCAGAUGUUUGUGACCGGCUGCACCCACGGAGACCUCAAACUGUGGGAUACGGACAUCAACCUGCUGCAUGUUGAGAAGGACGCCCAUGACCUGGGUGUCACCUGCUGCAGCUUCGCACCGCAGUUUAUAGUUGAGGGAUGCUGUGUGGAGUUUCGACUGGCCUCCUGUGGACAGGACAGCCUGCUGAAAAUACGGAUUGUUUCCCAGCGUGAAGGAGCAGCUUGGGUCAUGAAGCUGCUUCACACUCUCACGAGCCAAUCAGCUCCAGUUCUGUCUUGUGCCUUCUCUUCUGAUGGAGAGCUGGUCGUCUCGGGGUCGGUGGAUAAAAGUGUUGCAAUAUAUGAUGUGAACCUGGGAACUCUGCUCCACACUUUGAAGCAGCACGACAGGUACGUGACUGCUGUCGCUCUGUCCCCCACCAUGCCGUGGAUCGCUACCGGCUCCAUGGACAGAUCGGUCAAUGUGUGGAGGAUAGGCGAGCCAGUCACCACAACUGCAGCUGAAUCAAGGCAGACAGUGUGCCAAGAAAGGAAGUUGCCGGGUCACUCCAGGCUGCUGGUUGCUGAUUGGUCGGAGCAGGAUGUGCAGACAUGGCUGUGUGAGGAAGGACUGCAGGAGCUCAUCAGCAUCUUUAAAGCCAACAACAUCGACGGAGCAGAGCUCAGCCGGCUGAACAAGGAAACGGCAGCAGAGCUGGGAAUUGAGUCUGUGGGCCUCCGCGGCCGUCUCCUGAGGAAAGUCGCGGCCCUGCAGGCAGAGCAGAGCGGUUCAGAGGCCCCGGAUGAGUUCCUGUGUCCGAUCACCAGAGAGCUGAUGAAGGAUCCAGUCAUUGCUGCAGACGGAUAUUCCUACGAGAGAGAAUCCAUCGAGAGCUGGAUCAAGGGCAAGAACAAAACCAGCCCCAUGACCAACCUGCUGCUGCAGACCACGCUCCUCACCCCCAACAGAUCUCUGAAGAUGGCUAUAACACGAUGGAAGUCGAGCCAGUAGCUCAUUUUAGCCUGUUUGUCAACCAAACAGGUACUUUAUCAUCACACCGGAGCUGCUCAGCUGCUCACAAGUGCUCUUAUCAUCACUAGAAUAAGUACUGUUCACAGAGAUUUGUUCAGGCUAACACACAUUUUACCAAAUAAUCAGAAUCCAAAGUCUCAUAUGUUAACAGGUAUUUAACCAGUAAAUAGUCUCCUGUUUUGCAUAUACAGUAGUGUUCAAAAUAAUAGCAGUCCAAUGUGACUAACCAGAUUAAUCCAUAAAGUUUUUAGUAUAUUUUUUAUUGCUACAUGGCAAACAAGGUACCAGUAGGUGCAGUAGAUUCUCAGAAAACCAACAAGACCCAGCAUUCGUGAUAUGCAGCUCUUAAGGCUGUGCAAUUGGGCAAUUAGUUGAAAGGGGUGUGUUCAAAAAAAAUAGCAGUGUGGCAUUCAAUCAGUGAGGUCAUCAAUUUUGUGAAAAAACAGGUGUGAAUCAGUUUGCCUCUAUUUAAGGAUGAAGCCAGCACUUGUUGAACAUGCAUUUCUCUUUGAAAGCCUGAGGAAAAUGAGUCCUUCAAGACAUUGUUCAGAAGAACAGCGUACUUUGAUUAAAAAGUUGAUUGAAGAGGGGAAAACGUAUUAUUUAAUGGAUUAAUCUGGUCAGUCACAUUGGACUGCUAUUAUUUUGAACACUGCUGUAUGUGCAUACCUGCCAACUGUAUGCAUUACACUGUAUAUUUAAAGACAUCAAUAACUUAAAGCAACACUGUUACCUUAUGAAUGUAUAAAAACUCUUCCUCUCCUAUAUUAAAAGUUUAAUUCCUAAAUGAAAUGUCCCACUGUGUAAUACACUCAGGGUAGCUCACACUGGCUACAGUUAUGAAACAUUAGAUCAGUCUCCAUGUCCUUUUAUGUCUUUAUUAAAUAUUUGAAGUUGUAAUUUAAAAUCUGUACAGCACAUUGAAUAACACUUGGUUUGUUUAAAAGGUGCCAUAUAAAUAACAUUUAAAUAUUUGAUUGACUAGAUAGAUAUUCCUGUGUAAUUGACAUGAUCUGACUGUUGUAGCUUCUGAUUUAGCAUCUACGAUUAUCCCAUAAUGUUCAUUUGUUCUAAUCAGUAGUUGCUCAGACAUUUUGUUCAGCCGCCGGAAUGCCAUAAAAUGAAUGCAUUAUAUUUUAAUCUUUCGUCUUCUGUUUCACUACUUUCACUUUAAGUAGCUUAUAUUUCAUGCACCACUUGGCUAAACUGCCCUGACGAGCAAAUUUGUUUGAGUUUUGUGACUGGUAGCCUAAAUUACUUUUCCCCUAUCUUGGUAAUUAUGUAAUAUUUUUCAUAAAGUUGUGCACGUUAAUGUAGCCUGCAUGAAACAACACCUGAAGAACGCCCUGGGUGACGUGUCUAGUUUUUGGGUUCGUGAUCAUAUCAAACGUAUUUGAUAUUAUGUCAAGUCUCAGUGACGUAACACAAUCAACAACCAAUAGAUGAGUGGGGACAGGGUCCCUGGUUCCAGACCGGACAGUAAAACCACUUCCACAGGAAAAGGGAACAUCACAAUAAUGCUAGUAAGCUCAGUCCUCAAUAAAAAUAUAGUGAUGUAGUAUAUUUAGAUUUUUGGGGGCGAUGUUUCUUAGUAAAGAGAACAGUAAGGAGACCCAGUUUAAGUGUAUAAAUAAAUGUAUACAUAAAUAAGUAAUAAAUAAUCGAUGAUUAGUUGAAUAAUUAUAUUUAUGAGCUCUAUCAACUUUCAUUUAGUUAAUCAUACUUUAAACACAUUAUAAAUAGGACAUAAAUGUAUAUCAUGAAUUCAUUUCUAAAUGUUCCUUUCCUUUAUUCUUCCUUAUAUCUAUUUUUACUGAAAAAUA